This is a messenger RNA of Notodromas monacha, 1102 nucleotides long. NCBI's taxonomy places the organism in Eukaryota, Metazoa, Arthropoda, Ostracoda, Podocopida, Cyprididae. The record is from the annotation of a GenBank genome assembly.
UUAACUGGCGUUGGUUGCACUAGUGAUCUUUCCUUACAGGAUGUGUGGGAUAUUGGGAAACGGAUGGACAGUCUUAGUUUGCGGUAUGAUUUGUGUAAGACAUUUGUAGAGGAAGUUGUUGAUGCACUCGUCAUGGAUUCGCUCGUAUGUUUGUGUUCAGUUUUCAUUUGUCGACGGUUUUGGCGUGGACAAAAUUGAAGAUUCGGGGGCGAGGAAAAUUCUGGAAUGGGCCGAGGAUUACAUCAAUACCCAGACAGAUGUUAGUCAGCCAGUGACAAUCGUCGAUGUUGCCAGUUUUGACAGGGAGAUUGAUGUAGGUGUUAAUUAUGAUUUGCGACUUCGCCUGGGCUUUCUUGUGUGUCCGAAGUUUGUCUUGAGGGGCUCGGCAUCGUGUAAACUGGACGAGAAAUUGCCUGAAACUCUUUGCGACGUCGGGAUCCUGGAGGACUCCGUCUCCAAAGAAAAAGAAAUGACGCGUCUGCUGUGCACCAACUCCUCACGUCCUUCCAAAACCUACCUCUCCGCCGACGCGUCUCAAGUGGCGUCCUUACUCCCGACACCGCCGUCCCCGUCGUCUUCCGUAACUGCCUCUGAGGCGUCCAGCGUCUGCGACGAAUUCGACUCCGUUGACAUUGAUGAAGUUCUUCCGAGUGGCUGGACCCGGUUGCACAAAGCGGCCCAAACCGGCGACCUGGCCCGAGUCAUCACUCUGCUCGACUGCGGCGCCAAUCCGUUGGUUUACGGAACUGCCGGCGGCGGCAGUGUCCCGAUCCACGAAGCCGCCUUUAAUGGACGAGCGGAUCUAGUCAGUGAGUUUCUCCGUCGCGGCGUGGAUCCGGACGUGAUGAAAAAGGACGGCUGGGCGUCGAUUCAUCUGGCCCUUGUUGUGGGCAUUGUGGACCCUGUGCCUGUGAUUGACGCCUUGCUGGUGAAUGGCGGCGACGUGAAUUUGAUUACAAAGGACGCGAAAUUGCUUUCACCGCUAGAUGUCGCCUAUGAGAGGAUGCAGACAGGCGAAGUGAAGGAUUAUCUUGUGAAACGCGGUGGGAAACGGAGUAGUGAAUUGAAAGCUGGAGAGACGAAGAGCCUCAAGAAAAAUUAG